AUGGCCGAAACAUUUUCUGAAGACCUAGUUGAAGAUUUUAAAAAUCUAUAUGAGACCAAAGAACGCUAUGACACAAUUAUCACUGUUGGAAAAGAACCAAAUGUAGAACCAAUUCAUGCUCAUUCUGUAAUUCUUUGCACCAGAUCACCUUAUUUUCGCAGAGCAUUAUCUGAUGAAUGGGCUGAAAAAAAAGAUGGUUAUUUUAUUUUAUCCAAACCUAAUAUAAGUGCAUUAAUUUUUAAGAUUAUACUCAAAUUUUUGUAUUGUGGAAUAGUGGAUUUGAAUAGUCAAGAAGUUGAAAUAAUCUUAGAGCUUCUAGUUGCUGCAGAUGAACUUUUAAUUCAAAAACUUGUUAACUUUGUUCAAGAAUUUUUAACUGAAAAUGGUUGUAAAUUCUUACAACAAAAUCCCAUUAAAAUGGUUCAUUUUGUUACUCAUAAUGAACAAUUCAAUGAACUUAAAGAAGCUUAUUUGGAAAUCGUUUGCAAAAAACCUAAAUUAUUAUUUGAUUCAGAGGAGUUUCUUUCAUUAGAAGAAGGUGCACUAAAAUUGAUUCUUAAAUGUGAUAACCUCGAUAUGAAAGAAUGUGAUAUCUGGAAAAAGCUGGUUGAGUGGGGACAUCCAACUGAAAUGGAUCAUAAAGAGCUCAUGCCCGAAGUAUGGAAAUAUAAGCACCUUCUUUCGGAACAUUUAAUUGAGGAUAUACUUACUUGCUUUUUAGAUUCCAAUGUCAAACCAUUAUACAACACAUUUCUCAUCAGAUGGGGCAACUUUAAAAUCGACUCAGUAUUAAUUAACAAGGAGAUUGCAUUAUUAUUGAUGAAAUGGAUAGAUAAAAAAACUAUAGAUGAUAAGACUUCGAAAGGAUUUCAAUACAACUUUAAUCUUCUUUUUCGAAGCAGUCUAGAUGGUCUUUCUUCAAAAACUUUUCAUCGAAAAUUUUCAGCAUCAACUGCGACAUUUAUUAUACAGCAACCAUGUAAACCCUAUCGACGAGUACUUGGAUUAUUUAUUAUUAAUUUGAGCGUUCUUAAAUUAGCAUUGGAGGAAAAAGUUUAUGCUCGUGGAUCAAUUCCAGAUUCUGUAUGGGUGUCUAAUCUAGAUAAAUUUUUGAAAUUCAUUGUCGGUCGCCGAAUAAAAAGGGUAAACGAAUGGAUUGAAAAGAAUCUUGCAAGAUUCUCUAAAGAAAAUAAUGAAGUUAUUAUUACCAACUUUGCCUUUGAACGUGAAAUAAACCGCCUCAGUUUAUUCUGGGACAUUUGUCGUCUUAAAUGUUAUAAAUGUGGCUUAUCCUGUCUCAAAACUAGUCGACAUGACGACAACCCAGACGAUGCAAUUCAUGACUGUCUAACCGAUCACGAAUGCCAUCAUGAAUGUGAAUUCAAAGAAAAUCAUCCUGAUGGAAUCAUUCCAAUUUGUGAGCACUUUGCCGCGCAUGAUGGUAAACAUGAAUGCUCAUUUUUACAUUUAUGUGGUGCCCCUUGUAUUUAUGCUGAAAAAAAAAAUUGUCAAAGAGGUCUAUGUGCAAAAGAAAAUGGGCAUGAGAAUACAAAAGGAAAUGAGGCUCAUAAGUGUAACUCAACAAUACAUUAUUGUGGAGAACCGUGUUCGUUAAAUGCUAUAACAGAUAAAGGAAAAUAUGAGUGCAAAAACGAAUGCAUGAUACCAUGUGAGAUAGAACAUGAUGUUCAUAAAUGUCAAAAAGAUGUGUGUCCAAUUGAGUGCCCGAUAAAGAAUUGCCAACGACAAUGCGACAAUAAAAAUCAUUUCCAUGCUUUUGAAGAAAAUGCGAUUCAUUUUUGCGGAGAAGAGCAUGAUUGUCAAGAAAAAUGCGAGGAAGAUGGUAUCUGUAAAAUAGUGACGGAACCAACAUCAAUUGAAGCUGAAUAUGUAAACAG
Dentiscutata heterogama is the source of this 1898-nucleotide messenger RNA. The record is from the annotation of a GenBank genome assembly. Lineage: Eukaryota; Fungi; Glomeromycota; Glomeromycetes; Diversisporales; Gigasporaceae.